Messenger RNA from Naegleria fowleri, 1497 nucleotides. RefSeq lists its product as uncharacterized. The record is from RefSeq and is a predicted model, not a curated record. The transcript has a single exon. The coding region runs from base 1 to 1497 and encodes 498 amino acids. Lineage: Eukaryota; Heterolobosea; Eutetramitea; Acrasida; Naegleriidae.
AUGUCUCGAAAAGCCGUUGAGGAUGUUAUGCGGAUUGAGGUUGAGAUAUUGGACGCCACGAGAGGAACCAAUUCAAGGAGCAGCAGCGUUGCUGAUAAACCAGUAGCACUUCCAACAAAAAUCAAACCUCCAAAAUUGGAUUUGCAAGCAGCAAAUAUUAACACCGGAUCUCUUUCAACUCGAUCUGUUGGAUUGAAAUCUCCUCCGACAAGCGGAAAGAAGAGUCGAAACUACACAAACUCGACCACAGCUGAGAUCUAUCCUCCCAUUGCUUCCAACGUAGAUAUCGUUGCAAAAAAAUACACAACAAAACAACCAAGCUCUUCAAAUGGGAAUGACAAAAUGUCAGUUGCAGAGAGAAUGUCUCAAUAUGCCAAACAAUCCCAAAAACAGAUCAGCUCUUCAAGGAAGAAAAUGAAUAAUUCAAAGAGAGGAGAAAGUGCAUCUCCACCAUCAAUGAAUUACUCACUGGCUCCACAUCGUUCGCCAAAGAAAUCAAGCUCUUCACCUCGAUUGUCUUUAACGUCUCCCACAAAAUCAGACUCAAGUGGUAAACACUCGUAUUAUAAUAGACCACAGUCAAGUCCAGCAGGUUUGAGUAGGUCUUCGUUCUCUCCUCCAAAGCCUGUUAGAGAACAUCCUAAUCAUAUUAUCAACACAAAUAUUCCAUUAUAUACCCCUGGUCCAGGAGCUUACAAUGUUGAGACAGCAACAAAAUAUUUACGACCUUCAACUGCAGUUUCAAUAGCAAGGAAUCCAAGAUUUAAGGAUGUAGGAGAAACAGGUCCUGGGCCCAAUCAGUACGAUCCCCAGAAACCACUUAAAAGAAUGCCUUCCCCACGAUUUGGUUCGAGUAAGCGCCCAGAAAUUGUCAAAUCAAUCACACCAGGCCCUGGUGUGUACUCUGGGAAUGACUCUUUUUUGUCUCAAGUGAAGACCACACCAAGAUUUUCGUUUCCUCAUACACCUCGAGAAAUAGAGAGCGAACAUCGAACACCAAGUCCAACAAGUUAUGCUCCAAAGUAUGAAGUCGUUCAAAAAAAGAAUCCAACAGUAGCUUUCACAAAAUCUCCAAAGCAUGAGAGACCGAAAUCUACCUCAGCAUACACGCCUGGACCUGGAAAUUAUGGAAUACCAAAUUCACCCAAGUUGACAAAAACACCAGCAUUCAGUUUUCCAAAGUCCGAGCGUUUAUUGGAUCACAAAAAGCCUGUAGAUGCUCUGUACAAUGCGCAUUCGUCAACGUUCUCUUCAAAAGGUCCUGUAAAGUUUGGAACAAGCAAGAGGUUUCCAACAUCCAAUUAUAAACCGAACGUCCCUUUCUAUCAAGCACAACCUGAAUGGAGAACAACAAAAGGAGGUACAAUUGGAAGAGAUAAGAGAAAUAUUUUGCAAGAAUCAAUAUCUCGAAUUAUGCCUGGCCCAGGAUCGUAUACUCCUAACUUUUCAGCGACAGAACGCUCAACUCCAAAACCGGUCUUGUAUUUGACGGGUUAA